This is a messenger RNA of Styela clava, 2279 nucleotides long. Lineage: Eukaryota; Metazoa; Chordata; Ascidiacea; Stolidobranchia; Styelidae. The record is from RefSeq and is a predicted model, not a curated record.
AUUAAUUUUUAUAUAUUCUAGUUUCGUGUAAGUUUUAUUAUUGGGCUUGUAAUGACGACAACGUGGAAUUUUUUAAUCUUCAGUUUUUCAGUAUACGCUGCUUUGCAGACCUGCGAUUCCAUAUCAUGCUUUGAAUGUCACGGCACUUCCGUCAGCGAUGUGACGUCAUCAUGCUGGGAAACGGUAAACAGCGAACAUGCGAGGUUUGUCUCAUUGGUUGAAUGCCCCGGAAGUUGUUCGAUCACUGUUCUCAAUCAUGCUUCAAUUGGCCUAAGAGAUUUCACACGAGCUUGUGAACCUGGCUGUGAAGAUAGUUGCUUUGAUACUCCAUUCGGUACAAAACUCUGUAAAUACUGCUGCUCGACACACAGAUGUAACGCAGUCGUACCUACCCAUACGCCAAAAUCUCAUGACAAUGUUACUCAAGUAUCAACAGAAAAUAUGAAGAUGUGGCUUGAAAAGCAUUUGUCCAAAGCACGCCAUCAUUCUGCUGGUCCGUCUAUAAAGUUCCACACCAGGCACGAACUCACAAAACUAAUGGAGGAAUUUACCCCCAAAGUUGAAAAACAAGAAAUAGAUGUGUCUGAGAUACAUGAAGAAGAUAGAGCUCCAGAGAAUUUCAGAUCGUUCAUCCGGACAACGACUAGGGGUUUCAAUAUUAUCGGCACUUCUCCGGGCAUUUCGUAUAAAACAAAACAUGAUGAAAUAAUUGUUGUGAUGGCGCAUUAUGACACAGCUUCAACCGGCACACCAGGAGUCAAUGACAAUGGUUCGGGUGUGGUGGCGCUUCUAGAACUGGCCAGGUUAUUGGGUGGGAGCGCAUGUAACAGGAAUUAUACCGUAAUUUUUGUCAUCACUGACUUCAAAGAAAACGGUGUAUAUCGUACAUCAACAUCUGCAGAUUCUUGCCUUCCUCAAGGAGUAUUUGUUCAUAACGUUGGAUCUUCAAAUUUUGUUUGUCAUAGAUUAAUGCCUCACUUGAAACAAUUUGGCGGGAAGUUGAAGAUGGCUAUCAACUUGGAUUCACUGUUGAAUGUUGUGGAUAGUUCAAGAAAUGAUCAAUGGCCGCGUGAAACUAGAAACGCUCUGCAAUCUUACAUUCCUCAUGGCGUUAAUUUUUGGAAAGCUGUCAAGAAAAGAUCGUUUUCACAAGAUUGGUGGAUGGUGAAGUCCUCUACAAGCGCUUUUAGGGUAGUUUUUAAUACCAAAAUGGAAUCGUCUUCUAGCUUGAAGAGCGAAGAUUUUUUACAUCUUUUGUUGGACACAUCAGCAAAAAAUACAAGAUCAUCCGAGAUGCUGACAUACCUUCAUGCGGACGACUGUGCGCCAUUCCACAAAGUUACUGAAAUGGAAUUACCGUGUUUGACAAUAAGUGAUACCGGGAAACUACGUGGAUACAUGAAACGAUGUUACCACCAGAACUGUGAUGAUCUGACGCAAGUUGAUGAAGAUAAAUUACAAAAUUUAGCCAAGGUAACGAAUACAGUAUGGCACUUUAUUCUUGCGUUGAGUGGUAAUGAAUGCUAUGAACAACAAGGGUUCGUGAACAGUCUUGAGAAAGAUCAAAUUCUUCAAUGUGACAAUCCUCUUAUUCAGAAAAAGCGGCCAAACAAUAUGUUUGUAUCAGCAACGUGUGCAAGAACAGGAACUAUAUUUGAGAUGUGUCCAACAUUGGGUGAUGGAAUAUGGGGAAUAAUAAACGGUGAAUCAGCGUGGAUUCCUAGAAAAUAUAAACUAGGAAAAGCACCUUUAUGGUUUCAGGUGGACUUUGGAAAAGUACUUAACAUUACAGCUAUAGCAGUUCAAGGUGUGCGUCGCACAGGAUACGUUAGGUCAUACAUGGUUUCCUCGAGCAACAAUGAACGAGAUUGGGAAUGGCAUAUUCCGGCUGAGAACCAGUGGGAUGACACAGCUAGGAGAGCUGAAAUUCGCGGAAGCACCAGUGGAAACGGAGUGGAGAAAAGAUUACUCAACCCAUCCAUAAGCGCUAGAUUUGUCCGAAUAUACCCCAGAUGGUGGCGAAGAAGAAUUGUUCUUCGUGCCCAAAUGUAUGGCUGCGAAUUAUAAAGAUGAGUCCGGAUAACGCGGAAAAAAAAGGGUUAAUUUCAUUUGCAGUAAAAUCUGACAAUCUGCUUGAAAUUGUCCUGAAUUCAGACGCUCAAUUUUCCAAUACGAGAUUAAUUUUUUUUUUGAAAUUGUUUUUAUCAACAAAAUGUACAUGUAAAUUAUGCUUUCUGUCUAAUUGUUAUUUUAAUGCCAAGUAUAAAAAAUAAAUCUGU